CCCAGCACGGCGCCGCCGCCGGCCCCCGCCCGCCCGCCCGCCCGCGGCCUCCGCUCGGGCUCGCUGCAGAGAUAAAGCACCUCGAAGUGAUGCUGAUGAGUCUCUUUCAGUUUACCACUAGAAGGUUGGUUUCCCAAGCAUACUGUGGACUUAAGAUUCCUUCUUCAAAGAAACAGCGUUUUUGCUUGGAAAUGGCUCGUCCCAGUUCAAAUAUGGCUGAUUUUCGAGAAGUGUUUGCCAAAGCAAAGCAUAUAGCCAUUAUUACGGGAGCUGGUGUUAGUGCUGAGAGCGGAGUUCCUACCUUCAGAGGGGCUGGAGGUUUCUGGAGAAAGUGGCAAGCACAGGAAUUGGCUACCCCAGAAGCUUUUGCCAGAAACCCUUCUCGUGUAUGGGAAUUUUAUCAUUACCGCCGGGAAGUGAUGUUGAGUAAACAUCCAAAUCCUGCACAUAUUGCUAUUGCAGAGUGUGAAAAACGACUGAGCAAACAAGGAAGGAGUGUUGUGGUCAUUACACAGAACAUUGAUGAACUACACAGAAAGGCAGGCACAAAGCACCUCUUAGAAAUUCACGGUAGUUUAUUUAAAACUCGAUGCACCAACUGUGGAAAUGUGACUGCAGAUUACAAGAGUCCCAUCUGUCCAGCUCUGGCUGGAAAAGGGGCUCCAGAUCCUGAAAUAGAAGAUGCUGCGAUUCCAGUUGAAGAACUUCCUCGGUGCGAGGAAGAUGGCUGCAAUGGCCUCCUUCGCCCCCAUGUCGUAUGGUUUGGUGAAACCCUGGAUGCUGACAUUCUCACAGAGGUUGAGAGAGAACUUGACAUAUGCGACCUCUGCUUGGUAGUUGGAACCUCCUCUGUGGUGUAUCCUGCUGCUAUGUUUGCCCCUCAGGUAUCUGCCAGAGGAGUGCCAGUUGCAGAAUUUAAUAUGGAGGCCACUCCUGCUACAAAUAGAUUCAGGUUUCACUUCCCGGGCCCCUGCGGGACCACUCUGCCGCCGGCGCUGGCCCGCCACGAGACGGAGCUCAUCUCCUGAGCACGGCGGAGCCCGGGAGCAGCGGAAGGCGGCUCGGCGGCACCGCGGCAGCCGCAGCCCGGCGGCGCCCAGCUCCCGCGCAGCACGGAGCGCUCGGGGACCGGCCCGGCGGCGCUGCCGCUCCCCGCCA
Molecule: messenger RNA, 1158 nt
Organism: Rhea pennata
Lineage: Eukaryota; Metazoa; Chordata; Aves; Rheiformes; Rheidae
Gene: SIRT5
Product: sirtuin 5
Exons: 9
Coding region: 90-1028 (312 amino acids)
Cellular component (GO): nucleus
Molecular function (GO): protein-malonyllysine demalonylase activity; histone deacetylase activity, NAD-dependent; protein-succinyllysine desuccinylase activity
Source: RefSeq, a predicted model, not a curated record